AUGAAUUCCCGACCAUUGCCACCGCCCGCACUUUCAAUUAAUAAUAAGGACAUUCAGUUUCUUGAACAGGAAACGACUACACUUCUUGUAAAAAACUUACCCAAUUUAUGCGAAUCAGACCUACUUGAUUUUCUAAAGCAUUUUGGUCCACAGGAAAUUCGUCUUGGAACUUCAAAUCCGUUGAAAAAUUCGGCAUUCUUGGAUUAUCCAGAUCGUUUAUCAGCAGCGAACGCAUUUUCUAAGAUACAAGAAUUAGGAGAUGUAGUAGGAAAAAAAGUUCGAGUAGAAUAUGCAUUGCCAAGUAAAGAGGCUUUGCAAAAAAAGGGUAAUUCUAAAGUCGCAGGAAAUUCUAGUGAUAAUACUAAUGAAAAUAGGCAGGAUGAUUCUGGAUCAUUUCAAACACUUCCGCCACCCCCUCCGUUUCCGCCGCCACCAAGUUUCAUUGCUGAACCAAUUGCACCUUCAUUAGGGAUUAAUUAUCCAGCACCUCCUUCACUUCAUUAUCGUUAUCCCCCUCCAACUGUAGAAAUUUUAUAUAAUAUCAUGAAUGCUAUUGCGGCUGUGCCUAAAUUAUAUACUCAAGUUUUGCAUCUAAUGAAUAAAAUGAAUUUACCACCACCAUUUGGACCUAUAUUACCAGAAUCAAUACCAGCCUUACUUCAAACUGAUACCGAAGGAAGUCUUAACAAGAAACGCAAGAAAAGAGAUGAAUUAUUAUCAGAUGAUGAAUCUGAAAUUGACAGUGAAGUUGAAGAAGAGCAAAUCAAGAUAGGCCCCGUAAAGAAACCUAGAGUAUCGGAAAUACUUCCUGGAGUCAUGCAAACUAUACCACAUAUCCCCGUCGCUUCUUAUAUGAAUCCUACGUAUAUAGCGCCUUCUAUUGAGCCAAUAACACCUAAAAUUGUACCACCGGUACUUUCUGAUGCAUAUUCUAACCAACCUCCAACUUUAGAAUCGCCAGUACAAUAUCCUUCAACUUCAAAAUCUGAAGUAUACACCAAUUCAUUUCCAACUGAAACCAAAUCAGAGGAAACUGCAAAUUCACUAGUUCAACAAGCAGAAUCACCACUAAAUUGUAUAACGUUAGAAGAAAUUAAUAGUAAUAAGAUGCUAGAAGAUGGAUUGAACAAGAUAUCGGCAAUGAAAAAUUACGAACCUGGACGACCCAAUUCAACUUUAUAUAUUAAGAAUUUGGCCAAAAAGAUAAAAAAAGAAGAUCUAGAAUAUAUCUUCGGGAGAUAUUUCCAUUCUAAAAGUCAAAUGGAUAUCCGAUUACACUCGAGAGGACAAGCGUUCGUAAUAUUUUCGGAUGAAGAAACGGCAUCUCGGGCUUUAAAUGAGGUUCAUGGUUAUAUUUUACAUAAUAAACCCAUGGUUAUUCAAUUCAGUAAUAAAAUUUCUUGA
Messenger RNA from Funneliformis mosseae, 1404 nucleotides. The record is from the annotation of a GenBank genome assembly. NCBI's taxonomy places the organism in Eukaryota, Fungi, Glomeromycota, Glomeromycetes, Glomerales, Glomeraceae.